GCUGGAGCUGGGGAGCAGCACGCAGACGUCGCACCGGCUGCUGGCCUACAGCGACGCGCUGCUCUCCAUCAUCGCCACGGUGAUGAUUUUGCCUGUGGCUCACACAAAAAUACAUCCUGAUCAGAAACUGGGUGAAAGUGUUCAGCAGCUUCUUUUAGCAAAAAUUGCAGUCUACUUGAUGACAUUCUUAAUAGUCACAGUGGCAUGGGCAGCUCAUGUAAGGUUGUUUCAGGUGAUAGAGCUUAUAGAUGAUGUCGUUGCUCUUCUAAAUCUGGCUUGUAUGAUGAUCAUAACUUUCUUGCCAUACACAUUUUCCUUAAUGGCCUCCUUUCCAGAGGUACCUUUUGGCAUUUUCCUAUUCAGUGUCUGUGCUGUUGUCAUUGGCCUUAUACAGGCUGUGAUAGUAGUGUAUGGAUUCUAUCACCCACACUUACUGAAUCAACAGAUACAGGUGUCUGAAAAUCAGAAUUUCUAUAAACAUCAUAUCUUAAAGAUUAUCCUAAGAGGACCAAUUUUAUGCUUUUUAGCAGCCAUCUUUUCUUUUUUCUUUAUUCCUUUGUCUUACGUACUUCUUGGGCUCGUAAUCGUUUUUCCGCAUCUCACUCGAUUCAUUACGUGGUGUAAAACCAAGAUUGUUGGUCAGAGAGAUGAAGAGGAGGAACACCAUAGGUUAGAAACCUUCACUUUUUACCUCAGUGAGCCUCUGAGUAAGGAAAGGGUAGAAGCAUUCAGUGAUGGAGUCUAUGCUAUUGUAGCAACCCUGCUCAUUUUGGACAUAUGUGAAGACAACGUUCCUGAUCCCAGAGGGGUUGAGGAGAAGUUCCAUGGCAGCCUUCUUGAAGCUUUAAGUGAAUAUGGGCCAAACUACCUUGCCUACUUUGGCUCAUUUGUAACAAUUGGUCUCCUGUGGUUUGUUCAUCACUCACUUUUCCUGUAUGUAACAAAGGCUACGCGAUUAAUGGGACUGCUUAACAUACUUUCACUGGCUUUCAUUGGUGGGCUUCCGCUAGCUUACCAGCUGACCAGUGAAUUUGCAGAGAAGACUCACAAUGAAAUAGAAGCCAUUCAGGUCAGCUGUGUUAUCACUUUCUUUGCCAGCAUAUUUCAGUUUGCAAUAUGGACUACAGCCCUACUGCAUGAAAGGGAGACUUUGCAUCCUUUUGCUAGAUAUGGUGGCAAGGAACAUGCCUUCAUGUUUGCCAAGCUGGCUCUCUACCCUUGUGUAAGCCUUGGGGCCUUCUUUCUAACAUGCUUGUUAAGUGAAUUUAGCACAGCAAUUUUCCAUCUUAUGCAGAUUGUAAUCCCAUUUGCUUUUCUCGCCUUGCGCAUUUUUGUUAGAAUUUCUUUAACUGUCAUAAAGUCUGUGAUGUCUCUCUCCAGACGGAAGGUUGUAUUGUUAGAAGAAGAAGAGGCAUGUUUGUCUCCUACUGAAACACCGUCCUAAAUUUCUGUGCAGUGCAUGUGAAGUUAUAACAUUAACUUCAGUUCUUCUAACUCACAUUAUCUUCAUGUGUGGAUUACAUUGAUCUAAACCAAAGCCUGCGUUGGCCAUAACUGGGGCAUAUUUAAAUUUUAGCUGGUCAUGCUUGAGACCCUUUCUCCAAAACCUGUAACUGAAAAAAUUGGGUAAAUAGGGGAUACAAAGAAAAGCAUGUUCCCCUUCCUUUAAAGUUACCCUUUUGGCAAAAAUGCCGCUUGACGUGUCACUGCAGUGAUGACUGAUUAAGAAGUGCACAAACAGAUGCCCAGCAAAAUGCCCUUUUGUCUGGCAGUCAUUAUGGCAACCAAACGCAGGUACAGAAGCAGGUCGUGCUGCUGUAAGAUAGGGAGUGAGGCUUGGAAGACAAGGAGACCUCCGGAUUUCUGGAUGGUGCGUCAUGGUAGAACAUCUGUGCAUAC
Gavia stellata (red-throated loon) is the source of this 1899-nucleotide messenger RNA. It is a transcript of the gene TMEM175, whose product is annotated as transmembrane protein 175. Lineage: Eukaryota; Metazoa; Chordata; Aves; Gaviiformes; Gaviidae. The transcript is spliced from 10 exons. Gene Ontology annotation, cellular component: lysosome; endosome. Bases 83 to 1444 code for a protein of 453 amino acids. The record is from RefSeq and is a predicted model, not a curated record. Gene Ontology annotation, molecular function: potassium ion leak channel activity; proton channel activity.